This is a messenger RNA of Tuber melanosporum (Perigord truffle), 946 nucleotides long. RefSeq names its product 40S ribosomal protein S24. Gene Ontology annotation, molecular function: structural constituent of ribosome. Gene Ontology annotation, biological process: translation. Bases 99 to 503 code for a protein of 134 amino acids. Lineage: Eukaryota; Fungi; Ascomycota; Pezizomycetes; Pezizales; Tuberaceae. Gene Ontology annotation, cellular component: ribosome. The transcript has 4 exons. The record is from RefSeq and is a predicted model, not a curated record.
CACGAAUUUUCGAGACCCCUUAGGACAACACUCAUCGGCGACAUUCAGCGACAGCAGCCCCACGAGCCCAUCAAAAGUCAUCACCAGCACCAUUUACCAUGUCUGACUCUCAAGUUACCUUGAGAACUCGCAAGUUCAUCCGCAAUGCCCUUCUUGGAAGGAAGCAGAUGGUUGUCGAUGUUCUCCACCCCAAUAGGCCCAAUGUCUCCAAGGACGAUCUUAGGACCAAGCUCGCUGAAUUGUACAAGGCCAACAAGAACCAAAUUUCUGUUUUUGGUUUCCGCACACAGUAUGGUGGUGGCAAGUCCACUGGGUUUGCUCUGAUUUACGACACUUAUGAGGCUCUUAAAAAAUUUGAACCCCACCACCGUCUUGUUAGAUUUGGAGAGGCAACCAAGAUUGAGAAGGCGUCCCGCCAACAACGUAAACAACGCAAGAACAGGGCCAAAGAGUCGAGAGGUACUGCCAAGACCAAAGCGGGCAAGGACAAGAAGAAGAAAUAAACUACUCAAUUUCCGGUUAAAAGUUAGAAUCUCAAAAACUAGCCUUCACUAUCCACGGGACUUGAAAAUGGGCGGGGAUAGGUUACUGGUUGGUGGAUGGAAAGUGAAGGGUUGUGUGCUAUUGGAGAGAUUUCGGUUUUGUUUUUUAAUGUUCUGCUAUUCUUUACUGUGGGAUAAUUGAAAAAUGGAGCAGGGAACGGCAGGUCUACAUUUUAUUUUUUUCUAUCGCGGGCCCUUAGGCUUGGGGGUCCCAUAUCUUCAAUCAUGGCGCAAUUCUAGUUGUUUUUUUACACUUUCUGGUCGAACCACUGGUUCCGGUUUCUUUGGUAUGAUAUUUUGUAGAGAUAUUUGAAUUGUGGACAAGCAGGUACGGAAAAAAAGGUAAAUUUUAUGGGUGGCUUUCGUUUGUUAGGGGAGAUCUGAAACUCGCAUAUGAUUGUCCC